Messenger RNA from Mytilus trossulus (common blue mussel), 288 nucleotides. RefSeq lists its product as uncharacterized. The coding region runs from base 1 to 288 and encodes 95 amino acids. The transcript is spliced from 3 exons. Gene Ontology annotation, cellular component: nucleus. NCBI's taxonomy places the organism in Eukaryota, Metazoa, Mollusca, Bivalvia, Mytilida, Mytilidae. The record is from RefSeq and is a predicted model, not a curated record.
AUGGAAGUAGCAAAAAGGAAGCCUAACUGGUCAGAGAUUGAGCUGUUUGCACUCUUUGUCACAGUAAACGCCAAUAUAAAUGAAAUUAGAGGACAUUUCGGGCCUAGCCUGACUAGCCACGACAAAACUAGGAUAUGGCCACAGGUUGCGGAAAGUGUUAAUGCAGUAAAUGCCAGCAGUGUUAUUAGAAGUGUAGCAGACUGCCAAAAAAAAUGGCAGGAUGUAAAAAGUGUCACAAAAGUUUUAGAGUCUCUAACUAGAACUCAGGUAGAAGGUAUACAGGGUUGA